This is a messenger RNA of Cladocopium goreaui, 3130 nucleotides long. The record is from the annotation of a GenBank genome assembly. NCBI's taxonomy places the organism in Eukaryota, Dinophyceae, Suessiales, Symbiodiniaceae.
AUGCCCAUGCAAGUUGACGCCCACAGUGGUCCGAGUGAUGGAGACUCCAGUGCACGCAGUGACAUGAGUGACACCAGCACGCUUAUGCAGCGACCAAGGUUCAAAGCUUUUCCGAAACCUGCUGCAAAAGCGCGGCCAGUCUCACCACGAGACGCUGAGAUCGCCACGUGGUUCACCAUAUAUCAGCCACUUUCGCAAGUAGGCCCUGACCAACAUCAGCCGGUGCAAGAAGUCCGAGUACAGAUCGAAAACCUGCAGGAUUUUCACACAGUGCUGCAAUGGCAGGUGAAUCGGGCCAGAGACACCUGCAUUCAGCAAGAUGCCAACCGUGCGAAACUAGCCACAUGGUACCUUGAGCCCAGCAUGCUCCCACGUAGUGACCAUCACCGUGAGGUAUUACUGUCAGGGCAUCCCAACCAAUGGCCUAGUGACAUCUUGCAACGGUGGGCGGACUUCUUACAGCCAAAUCAGCCUGUCCACCUGUAUGUAGUGCAACCAGACCCACCUGGAGGUCUACCUGACAUUGUAGCGCAUGUCCUAGUCGUCCAGAAUGCCCCAGCCCAACAGGCAGCCGCACUAGUCUCGGUGACAGAGCUCAUUGAAGAUCCAUGGCAUCCCUCAAGGUUUGCACUCUUCCUUAGCAAUCAAGUUACAUGUGAUGACCUGUUUGAACACGCCGGCAUUCCGCAGGAACAGGUUGCCACCACACCUGGUAUUGGUGCAUACCAUGGCACAAGUCACAUACCUCCAGGCAGCUCAUACCCCGUGCACCAUGGCUUUGCCUUUGAAGUGGUUACUGACUCACUUGACUUUGAAGGCGAUGAACAGGCCCUGCUCCAAAGAACCCACCAAGCGCAGGUUGUACGUGCCCCCAAAGAAGCCUUAGAGAACAUGACAACCUCCGACAGCCCGACCAGGUACAUCCAAGGAGCAGCACAAGCCAUGCAGCAGCUUACUAAUAUCAUUGCCAAGAUGGUAGCUGUACUUGCACACAACCCCACGCUCAGGUCACUGCCUCAGGAGGUCCGAGAGACUGAUGCCGCCAUGAGCCCACAGAAGCACCAGUUCAUCGUACCAGACAUCGCUGCCCUGAGCUGCACAGCACAGAUGGAGCAUGUGUCCAUUGACACAUUGCACAGAUGGCAACAUCUGGCUGCCAUGAGGCCUCAGCAAGCCAGACCCCUGGCUCCCAUCAUGACAUGGUACGUUGACCAUGAACGAUUCCCACAAUGCUUUGUCCCCAGAGAGGUUUUCGUUCCAAGAAACCCAGCCCACUGGCAACAAGCCAUCCUCAGAGCAUGGAAUGAUUUUCACUUACCAACCCAAGCUGUUGAGGUGGUGCUAGUUCAACCUAACCCUGUAGGGAUGGAGGACCAUGUUGCUGCCCAUGUCCUUGUGCUUCAACAACAAGCCCCAGGUUUCACCACAGUGCUACUGACCACCAUCGAUAGUGCAAAUCCAGACAUGCGCAGACGACACGCCACUAUGGUCCCAAGUGUCAUUAGUCGCACGACGCUACUCGCCCUGGCUUUUCACCCACAGGACUGCCAGCACAGCUCCAACACAUGUGAUGCCUGGGUAGGAGAUGAUGCACUUGAAGAACAGGACCGCAUCCAACUGACCGAGGGUCGGUCAUGCACUGCCGCCAUCCACAGGCGCCCCAUGCCGACCACCGAUGGUCAGGACCCUUGGGGCAGGAUGGUUGCCAACCCAUGCAGGUUUCGUGUCCCGAUUUGCCUUCAAGCUGCAAUCCCGCAUAAUUCGUGCCUUGUGCCAGUUGACCUUGAUGAAACCAAGCCGCAACUUCUCUGGUUUGCAAAUGAAGCCUGGAAGCUUGCUCUUGAGCAGGAAGAGCCAUUGCCACUCCUACCCUUACCUGACGGCAUGACCAUCCCCGACCCUGCGUACUGGCCACUUCUGCAGCCACCACCCACGUCCACCAGUGAUGCCCUCAGCUACACCCUCUACCUAGAUGGUGCAGCCAAUGGUCAUGAUGCAGGCUGGAGUGUCAUUGUUGUUGCAUGCCAUCCUGAGGGUGAAUCAUUCAUUGGAUGCCUCCUUGGCACUGUUCAACUUGGAUCAGCUCACCCAAACUGGCUUGGUGCCGACACCGCAGACAACAUUGCAGCGGAGCUGACUGCAAUGGUGGUGGCCCAAAAUUUGGCCAUGAGAUGGGAAGGCAAUUACAGCUUCUGCAUACGCCCUGAUUUAUCCCUCAGCCGAACGGUAGCCACCACAGCCACCACAUGCAGGUCAAAUCAGGCACUAGCAAAGCUGUGUGGAGCCCUGGGUCUAUGGCUGGGAAACAGAGUCACCAUACAGGAAAUCCGAGGGCACAAGGGCCACGCAUGGAAUGAACUAGCAGAUGCAGUUGCAAAAUGGGCCAUGCACCAACGCUGCGACCCACAUUUGCAGCAGUUCACCCAGCUUCAUGAACUGGCCACCAACCCACACGAUGUUGACUGGGUAUGGAUGCAAACCACCCAUCCUGCCCUUGCGGCAUGUUUCCCCCCGCUCACUCAACAGCAAAUCAUGCAAUUCACCAAGCCCAGCCUCCAGCUUGGUGUUGUACCCACUGAACGCAUGCCGGUAGCACACCAAGAUGCCGCCACCGCUUGGCGCCUAACGAUUUGCACAGCAAACGCUGCAACACAAUGGUCAGACCUUGACGUGGCGCACAGCCUGCCGGAUGACUUCACCCCGUAUCUGGAACAGACCGGACUACCAUGGCGGAAGCUGAUGAAAGGUCAGCCGCAACAUGCACGGAGACCAAGCACCAAGACGGCCCUGGCUGGCAAGGAGAGCCCCUCGGCAGACGACAUCAAGGCGAUUCUGGAUUCCGUGGACUCGGAAUAUGAUGAGAGCAUCGCCAGUAAGUUGGUCUCUGAGCUCGAGGGCAAAGUGGUGCAUGAGGUUGUGAAGGCCGGUAAGGAGAAGUUGAAGGGCUUCGGCGGUGGCGGCGGCGGUGGUGCGCCCGCCGCCGGCGGCGGCGGCGGUGGCGCCGCACCGGGGCACCGGAAGGAGGAGAAAAAGGUCGUCGAAGAAGAGGAGGAGGAAGAGAUGGAAUUCGACCUUUUCGGCUAAGCAAAAUCGACGAGAUACGACGUACGAUGGGCAGAUGGAGCAAAAA